CUACUGCAGCAAAAAAAAAAUUUAAAAAAAGAAACAUGGCUGGACACUUUACAGCAUUUUCUCUUUGGGAACAACAGCUUUCGGCCAAACACUAUUUUUGUGGAAGGAGAAGAAGGGGGGGAGCAGAAGUGGGUUGUGUGCGGGUCAGAGCCCCGCGCUGGGGCCCAGCAGCCCCUUCCGUGCAGGCAGCGGCAGGGUCACUGAGCACAAAGCUGCCUCAGUUUCCAUGGCCAGGGCUGGCCGCGGGGGCUGCUGGCCUGACCCUACCUUCUCCCACAGGUUGUUACCCUGGAAAUGCAGCGACUGAGGCUGUCCUGGGUGGCAGAGCUUCACACGCUGCAAGAAAGCAUCACGGCAAAGCAAAUUCCGUCCUUGCAAUUCCCUUGUCUUUGCAGCUGCAACCUUCUCCUCCAGCACUGCCUUUGCCGACCUGGCCGAGAAAGUACUCCUCGCAGCUCUGCCGUGGGAUUUGUGGCUGUCUGUCACAAGCCGCACUCGUGCACUGCAACGCAGGCGUCAGCAGAGGCCUUCGUGGUGAACAUGCUCCUCCAAGGAGACUGGCAAUAAAUUCACACCCACUCGCGUGUAAAAACAUCUUCGGGCCAUGGGUAGGCCAAGUCCGCUUUGAGGGCAAACUCUGCCACCCCCUGGCCACAGCCAGACAGAGCACAUUGGCUGAGGGUUUGGUCUUAAAAUAUGGGUUUUGCUUAAACCGCACCAGAGAGACAGCAGAGAAGUCGUAGCUGCCCUCAUCCCAUCGCUUGUGGAGCGUUACCAAAGGACUCUUGGGCUGUACAGGUCUCCUCCCAACUUUACUCUUAGCAAAUCUGAAUUUUUGCAACAGGGACCCAAGAAACUCAGGUGUAUCGCAACUCGGCAGCCCUCAAUAGUGUUGUCCAACUCGCUGCUUGUGCUCAUAGCUAAGGGAAGCCAGGAAUCCCCUCCGCAAAAUGUGCGGCCUCUCCUUUAUGUGAAGCCCAAAUGCUGUAAAGGUGUGCCCGAACUCUGCCUGUGCUGCAGAGCCGCGCGGUGGUGGUCCUCCCCACGAGCCAGGCGCCACCUUGCCCAGCCCUGUCUUUUGGAUGGUCCGCAGAAAUCGGGAAAACACCACUGUCAUCCUAAGAAAGUUAAAGCACAGCUAUGAGGAGAGGGAAGAAAUACCACACGUGAGGGCUCUUUCCAGCAUGGUGUAAGGAAGUGAUGAGAAUUUGUACCCAGGGUUUGAGGGAGCACCUGUGUCACCCAGGGGAAUCAUUUCUUUAUGACAGCCAGGCUUAACUAUAAAACUGCCUAGCAGGAACCAUACUUCCACCAGGAAAUUUCUUAAAGCAGUGCAAAAGCUUGAAUCCAAACUCUCCUUCUCAGCAAACUGUUACUCUCCGAAACCAGUAGCUCUGAUAAAGCAUGCGGGCAAGCGAGAGACAACGCGAGGGACAGCAACAGGCGCCCUGGAGAAGCAGCACGGCUCCUGAAGGGACGCGCUCGGGGGGAAGGCUGGCAUGACGCAAAUCAGGCGACUGUUGUGCACUCUGCUCCAGCAGCCAGCGGGCACAGAGGUCGCCCUGGGCGGCGCACCCAGCGCACAUAUAAAGGGCGAGGAGCAGGAAAAGGCAGCUCGCCUCCCCGGACGAGGGCUGCUCGCAGGUGAACAGAAACUGCCUCGAGUGACCCGAAAGCUGUGGAAAUGGCCUCUCAUCACGUGAUUACGAUCCAGCCUCAGUUUUCCAGUCCUCCACAGGCGAGUGAAUGGCAGACGGGGUUGCUGGACUGCUGCUCUGACUGUGGAGUGUGUAUAUGCGGCACCUUCUGCUUCAUUUGCCUGGGAUGUCAGGUGGCCGGGGACAUGGACGAAUUCUGCUUGUGUGGCUCAAGCGUGGCAAUGAGGACACUCUACCGCACCAGAUACAACAUCUCAGGGUCCAUUCUGACCGAUUACCUCAGCAUCCUCUGCUGCCCCUGCUGCUCCCUCUGUCAGUUAAAGAGAGAUAUCAACAAGAGGAAAGAGCUGGGCAUAUUCUGGUAA
Struthio camelus australis is the source of this 2023-nucleotide messenger RNA. Its product is annotated as placenta-specific gene 8 protein. Gene Ontology annotation, biological process: positive regulation of transcription by RNA polymerase II. Lineage: Eukaryota; Metazoa; Chordata; Aves; Struthioniformes; Struthionidae. The record is from RefSeq and is a predicted model, not a curated record.